Messenger RNA from Pongo pygmaeus (Bornean orangutan), 7031 nucleotides. RefSeq names its product cytosolic thiouridylase subunit 1 (gene CTU1). The coding region runs from base 141 to 1187 and encodes 348 amino acids. The record is from RefSeq and is a predicted model, not a curated record. Lineage: Eukaryota; Metazoa; Chordata; Mammalia; Primates; Hominidae. Gene Ontology annotation, molecular function: tRNA binding. The transcript has 4 exons. Gene Ontology annotation, cellular component: cytosolic tRNA wobble base thiouridylase complex; mitochondrion. Gene Ontology annotation, biological process: tRNA wobble position uridine thiolation.
UGGGAGUUCUAGGCAAGAAAGCCCCAAGAUCUCGUGGGAGUGGUAGUCUCGGAGUCACUUCCGUGCCAGGCUUCCGAGUGGCGGGCAGUGUGGGCGUCCCAGCACAGAGUUCUGCCCGGGAGAAGCCGACCCCUCCCGCAAUGCCCGCCCCGCCGUGCGCCUCCUGCCACGCUGCACGCGCCGCCCUCCGCCGUCCGCGCUCGGGCCAAGCGCUGUGCGGUGCCUGCUUCUGCGCCGCCUUCGAGGCCGAGGUGCUGCACACGGUGCUCGCCGGCCGCCUGCUGCCGCCCGGCGCGGUGGUGGCCGUGGGCGCCUCGGGCGGCAAGGACUCCACGGUGCUGGCGCACGUGCUGCGCGCGCUGGCGCCGCGCCUGGGCAUCUCACUGCAGCUCGUGGCCGUCGAUGAGGGCAUCGGUGGCUACCGAGACGCGGCGCUGGCGGCCGUGCGGCGCCAGGCGGCGCGCUGGGAGUUGCCGCUCACUGUCGUGGCCUACGAAGACCUCUUCGGGGGCUGGACGAUGGACGCCGUGGCCCGCAGCACAGCCGGCUCCGGCCGCAGCCGCUCCUGCUGCACCUUCUGUGGAGUGCUGCGGCGCCGGGCGCUGGAGGAAGGGGCGCGCCGCGUGGGAGCCACGCACAUCGUGACAGGUCACAACGCCGACGACAUGGCGGAGACCGUGCUCAUGAACUUUCUGCGGGGCGACGCGGGGCGGCUGGCCCGGGGCGGGGGCCUGGGCUCUCCGGGCGAGGGGGGCGCCCUGCCGCGCUGCCGCCCGCUGCAGUUCGCGUCGCAGAAGGAGGUGGUGCUGUACGCGCACUUCCGCCGCCUCGACUACUUCUCCGAGGAGUGCGUCUACGCGCCCCAGGCCUUCCGCGGCCACGCCCGGGACCUGCUCAAGCGCCUGGAGGCUGCGCGGCCGUCGGCGGUGCUGGACCUCGUGCACUCGGCCGAGCGCCUGGCGCUGGCCCCGGCCGCGCGGCCCCCGCGCCCCGGCGCCUGCUCCCGCUGUGGGGCGCUGGCCAGCCGCACGCUCUGCCAGGCCUGCGCGCUCCUGGACGGCCUGAACCGCGGCCGGCCCCGCCUGGCCAUCGGCAAGGGCCGCCGGGGUCUGGACGAGGAGGCGACGCCGGGGACGCCCGGGGAUCCGGUCCGGCCCCCUGCCUCCAAGGCCGUCCCCACCUUCUAGCGACUUCGGGCCUCCCGCCGGGAUCUGAUGCCCCGGGUGGGGUAAGCGGAGUGACAUGACUUGAUGGACACACGCCAUUCACAGCCGCCGUCACAAUGCCUCCCUUCCAGCGCUUCGUGUGCAGCGUGCACUGCACCCUCAUUUCGUCUCCACCACGGCCUCACUGGCUGUAGCCUGAAGUGGUAAAAUGGCCCUAAGACACCCAGUCGGAAGGGGUCACACCGAGGGCUCCCUCCAAAGCUCUCGAAUAUCGCAGGUUGUGGAAUUGGCCCUCCCCCACCCAUCCCCUCUCGAAUCUCUCCUGGUAUCUCUGUGAUGGGUGAGGAGGGGUUGGAUGGGCUCCCCAAACCUUGGACUCUGGAGGCAGGGUUGUGUGAGCCUGUCGGUGACUUAGCCUCUUUCAUCUCCCAUUUCUCCUCUGCAAAUGUAAUCAGCCCCCUUCCCCCCCGCCCCCCCCCCCCCCCCCCGCAUCAAGGCGCCAUUGGGAGGAAAUGGAAGAUCAAAGAAGUUGAGGUGCUUAAUAAAUGGUGACCACUUGGACUUGGUCGUUCAUGUUACUGUCUGACCACCAGGGGGCGCUAGGUUUCAGGGUUGCUGUCCUGUACAGGUACGGGGAGGUUGUGAGAAUCUCAAACUUCCCGGGGAGAUGGUGCUCUCAGUCCCACCUCCAGGACUUGCUGGGCUGGCUUCUUGUCAGAAAUGCCCCUUCUUCCCAUCACCCUGCUCAGAUCCUCCAGGGUCCUCCUAGAAGGCUUCUCAAUUCUCUCCUCCCACCACCCAACCCAGGGCUUAGUAUUCUCGCAAACCCCUGCUUCUCAGUCCUGUCCUCACUGUGUGGCCACCCAAACUUGGGCUGGAGGGCAAGGACUAGAUGAUUCACUCAAAACAUGUGUAUGAGCACCUCCUUUGCAUCAGGCACUCCUCUGGGUUCUAGGAACAUGGCAGUGAACAGGAGACAAAUCCCUGCCCUCAUGAAGUUCAGUCUGGGAGAAAUGGACAGUAAGCACAUCAAUAUGUAAUGUCAGGUAGUGAUGAAUGCUACAAAUUAAAAAAAAAAAAAUGAUGAGAGAGAGAGACAGGAAGAGCUUGUUUCCACAGGGGUCAGGGAAGGAAGGGCCUUGGAGGAAGUGACGUUAUGCACAGACCUACAGAAGCAAAAGAACAAAGCAUGGAGCCAUUUGGGGGAAGAGCUUUCCUGGUGGAGGGAACUGCCGGUGCAAAAGCCUGGAGGGGUGGGAAUCAGCUUGCAAGUGCAAGGAACAGCAAGUCCAGUGUGGCGGGAACAGAGUGGGUGAGGAGGAGAAUAGCAAGAGAUGAAACAAGCCACUAAGCAGGGAUGGGCCGUGCAUGGUCUUCUGUUGGCGAGAAAGACUUGUAUUUUAAGAGUGAUGGUAGGUCUUUGGAGGGCUUUGGUCCCAGCAGUAGGUCCAAUUUCCAUUUUCUAAAAGUUAGUCCAGCUGCUGUGAGGAGAAUGAGCUGUAGGGGGUGCAAGAUGAUCAAGAUCAAUUGUAUAGGAUGACGCUUGUGUGCCAGUCCUGGUGCCAAGUUUGCCUGCCUUCCUCAUUAGCUCAGUGACAUAAGGAAUGGGUUUUCAGCACCAAUUUUUUUUAACUGGUAUGUAGAAGGAUCUAAAAGUUUAUUUUUUAUUUUUUAAUAUUUUAUUUUUCCAUAAGUUGUUGGGGUACAGGUGGUAUUUGGUUACAUGAGUAAGUUCUUUAGUGGUGAUUUGUGAGAUCCUGGUGCACCCACCACCCAAGCAGUAUACACUGCACUGUAUUUGUUGUCUUUUAUCCCUCGUCCCCCUCCCACUCUUCCCCCCAAGUCCCCAAAGUCCAUUGUAUCAUUCUUAUGCCUUUGCGCCCUCAUAGCUUAGCUCCCACAUAUCAGCGAGAACAUAGGAUGUUCGGUUUUCCAUUCCUGAGUUAUUUCACUUAGAAUAAUAGUCUCCAAUCUCAUCCAGGUCAUUGCAAAUGCUGUUAAUUCAUUCCUUUUUAUGGUCGAGUAGUAUUCCAUCAUAUAUGUAUACACCACAGUUUCUUUAUCCACUCGUUGAUUGAUGGGCAUUUGGGUUGGUUCCUUCAGCACCAAUUUUAUAAAGGAUGAACUUACAGCCCAGACAGGUGAAGUAAGUUGCCCAGGGCCACACUGCAGCAAAUCAGCAAAGGAGCUGGAGCUCUGGACACUUUUGCUGGGCUGCCUGCUGGAAGCCAGGGGACCUAGGUUCCUAUUGCUGAUAUGCCAGUGAUUUAACGUAUGGCUUUGGGCAAGGGACCUUUCCCCUUCUGUUCAUUGGAGUUUGUCCCUCUGCAUGAGGGGGUGGGCAGUGGGUUAGAUUUCUUUUGUGGUUUAAGGCAUUCUCCAAUCGAAAAUGCAAACCGUAUGUAUAAUUUAAAAUAUUUUCAUAACCGUAUUUUUAGAGAAGGGACACAAGUGACAAUUUAAUAAAUUUAUUUGACCCACUUAUACAAAAUAUUAUAAUUUUAAUAUGUAAUCAGUUUGUUAAAACUUAAGCGAGACGUUUUAUACGUGUUUUUUCAUAUGGAGUUUUCAAAAUUCAGUGCAUACGUUACACUUCCAGCCCAUCUCAAUCCAGACUCCCGACAGUUCAGCCACCACAUGGGACCUGUGGGCACUCCACUGGACUGUGCAGCUUUGCAAUGUGCUUCCUAGACCCAGACUGCCUGAGUUCAGAACCAAGCUCUGCCCGGAAAGCUGUGUGACUUUGAGCAGGUUCUUCAGCUGUACAGUGUGGGGAGGAAUGGUACUUCCGUCCUGUGGUUAUUGUUAAAAAUACAUAUCAGUGCUUAGAAGAGCACCUGGCAUUUAGUGAGUGCUCGCCGUCCCUCUUAGCCUGGGCUUGCAGCCUUCCUCAUGGGGGCUUCUGAAGAGCUGGGGGUGCUAGGCGUGGUGGCUUACGCCUGAAAUCCCAGCACUUUGGGAGGCCGAGGCAGGCAGAUCACUUGAGGUCAGGAGUUUGAAAUGGAAACCUGCCUCUACGAAAAAUACAAAAAUUAGCCAGGCGGGGUGGCAGGUGCCAGUAAUCUCAGCUACCCAGGAGGCUGAGACUUGAACCCUGGAGGCGGAGGUUGCAGUGAGCCGAGAUCUCGAGAUCUGGCCACUGCACUCCGGCCUGGGCGACAGAGCCAGGCUCCGUUUCAAAAAAAAAAAAAAAAAAAAAAAAAAAGGCGGGAGGAAGGUGCUCUUUUCGUCUCUGGCCACAAGGGAUCGCUGUGACCUCGCCUGUGCAUCUGGUGGUCAUUGACAGCAAAGCCAGGUCUCCCACUCCCCUGCCCGGACUGGGAGCGCAGCUGUCUCCGCCCACCUGCCCGCUGGUCUCUGAGCCAGUCCUCAAGGGUGAGAGACACAGGUUGGCAGAGAUCUUAAGUCCCCGUAUAAACACCAGACACUCCUUGACCUCAAGACCCCUGUGUCAUCCAUUCAACAAAUACUUUUUGAGCACGUGAUUUGUGACAGCAGUGAACAGAACAAAACCAUGCCCUUGAGAGAGAGACAAAAAAAAAAAAAAAAAAAAAAAAACGAGAAAAAUAAGUCAAAUAUAUGGUAUGUUGGAUCGUGAUAAUCACUUCUAUUUAAGUAGGAGGGACGGGGAGGCUUCAAAGAGGAGAUAUUCAGGGACAGGUGCAGGGUGAGGCAGAGAGCACCGGGGUGGAGGGUCUCUGGGAAAGUGUUCCUGGCAGGAAACAGCAAGUGGAAACUCUGAGAUCGAGGGAAAAAGGAGAGGGGGCAGGUGGAGGAGAGAGGUGAGAGGGAGAAGCGACUUUGGCUUGGCUUUGGUUCCAAGCACUGCAGAAGCCAUGGAGGAUAUUUGAGCAAAGGAGGGAUACUGAUCACCCCUUUAUUCAUGCAGCAGACAUUUCCUGACACCUCCUUGGAGCUGGCGAGCCCUGUGCAGGGCGGUGGGGCAAUGCGGCUGAGUCAGCCCCAGUCCCUGCCCUCAAUGGGCUCCCUGUCUGGCAGCAGAGGCGGGCAGGGAUACUGGCAAGUCAAGACCCGGAGGGAUAUGUGCCACCGUGGGGCUUAGGAGGGACACAGGGGAGGCUCGAGGUGGGGCUUCUAACUCAGUGUGGUGCGUCAUGGAAUGCUUCCUGAAAGAGGUAAUGUUUAAACCGGGAGCUGGAGAUGAGUAAGAAUGAGCACAGGAAAGGGCGAGAUGGGGACAAAUGUGCAAGGCAGAGAGAACGGCAGGCACAGAGGCCUGCAGGUGUGGGAGCCCCGAGUCCCUGUGAGGCUUUGCCGCUCCUCCCUGUGCGGGAUGGUGGAGGGGGUGGCCAGCCCUCCAUAAAGCACUGGAAUUCUUCUGGCCGGGAUGGGGCGCUAGGGAGGGCUAGAGCAGACAGGGCCAGCUCUGGGUGUCAAAAAGAUCCCUCUGGGGCCGUGCCCAGGAAGGACUGGAGUAGGGAAGACUCUGAGCCAGGAGGCCAGGGAGAGGGCUGGGACAAAGGUCUGGGAAUGGAUUUGGUAGCCAAAACUGGGGCAGUGGCAAGGGUGUCAGGAUGGUGAGAACGGAUGUGAGGGCCAUUUAAGAAGUCUUCACCAAGAGCUGGGAACCCUACUCAAUGCUGAGGGUGUGUUUCCUAAGGGUGAAGAGCCCUACGUGUAAUCAAAGGCAGUGUAAAUCCAAGAGAUGUUUCUUCCAAGCAGACUGAACAAAAACAAACAAAAAGGAUGUUCGCCACAUAUGCCGGUGGCCAUGGUAAACCCGGGAAAUUCUUUUGCUGGAGGGCAGGGGCAGGUAGCUGCUGAGGCUGGAGGCCCAAGUGAACACAGACGAUCCUUUAGCUAAACAGGAGGCUCCAGUCUUCAUGGGGACAAAGGGACUUUUGCUGUGGCCUGUGGCCUCAGCAAACACAGCCUCUACAUAAACACAACUAAAGGUGGCAGUGGAGCGAAACAGCCAGCGUCUCAUCCCAUCGGGUCAGAAGCAUUCUUCCCCCUGCAGGGAUUUGGAGCCCAGUCUCAGAAAGACCGGCUUCCCCAUCUUCCACCUGUGUGCUCUCCCGAGGCUGGGUCAUUGGAGAUCGCUGUCAGGUCUGAGGAGGUGGAGACAUUGAGUGCAGAGAUUCUGGAGAAAAGCAGAGAUUCUAAACAGGCUCUGAGAUAAUCUUCCUCCUUCAGCCUGUUUUCAUAGAGCCCCUGCCACAUGCCGGGUAGCAGACGUGGCACCAGGGAUUCAGCAACAAGAUAGACGAGGUCCCUGCCCUCGUGAAGCCUCAGUUCUAAUAAGAGAUGUCUCUUCCUUCCACAAAGGUUUACUGAACACCUCCUAUAUGCCAGGGCGUAGAAGCAGAUAAAGAUGGUGAAAAUCCCUGCGCUUUCAGGGCUGGCAUUCAAGUUGUGGGAGACAGAGUAGACGUAAGAGUAAGAAAGUAAAUAAAUAAAACAUGAGAGACAUCCAACAGUAAUAAACACCAUAGAGAGGAAGAAAACCAGCAAUAAUAAUAAACAAGGACGCAAACCAAUAGAGCAAUUACAGAUUGAAAUAAGGUGUAGGAAGGAAACCCACAAGAAACUGAGAUAGAAACUGGAAGGGAAUGCCAGCUCUAGAGAAGGUGGUCAGGAGAUGACCUUUAAGCUGAAAUCUGAAGGAAGAUCGCAGGCAGGGUGGUGGGAAGCGUGUCCCGGGCAGAGGGAACAGCAAAGGCCAAGCCUCUAAGUUGGGAAGGCGCCUCCCAUGUUGAGAAGAUGGAAGAAGUUCCAGAGGGCAGAGGCACAGUACACAAUGGAGUGAUGAGGUUGGAAGGAUGGACAGAAGCCAGACACCAAGUGCCUUGGAGGCAUUUGCGUUUUGUUAUAAUUGCAGUGGGGACUCACAGAUGGGUUUUA